Acipenser ruthenus (sterlet) is the source of this 7927-nucleotide messenger RNA. Its product is annotated as glutamate receptor ionotropic, kainate 4. Lineage: Eukaryota; Metazoa; Chordata; Actinopteri; Acipenseriformes; Acipenseridae. Gene Ontology annotation, biological process: monoatomic ion transport; synaptic transmission, glutamatergic; modulation of chemical synaptic transmission. The transcript is spliced from 20 exons. The record is from RefSeq and is a predicted model, not a curated record. Bases 465 to 3359 code for a protein of 964 amino acids. Gene Ontology annotation, cellular component: plasma membrane; postsynaptic membrane; presynaptic membrane. Gene Ontology annotation, molecular function: kainate selective glutamate receptor activity; transmitter-gated monoatomic ion channel activity involved in regulation of postsynaptic membrane potential.
CUCUCCUUUGAAAUUACGGAUUUGCACCGUCAGACGUGUACAGCAAGCUGGGACCGCUCUAUCCUGGAUAUCUAUCUGAAGGAUCAUUUGAAAUUCUUUCACCGGUGUGCUUUUUAUGCGUCUAUAAACCAGCUUUGAUUGUAAUUAUUAUUUUACUGUUUUAUCUCUACAUACGCUACCGUAUAUAAAGAUAUCUUGUACAUUACAGCAAGAUGUGAAAGUGCAGCGCAGGAUGAGUCGACAGGCACUGCAUUAACUCUGAUAAUUAACAUAUCAGAUAUAUAUAUAUUUUAUAUAUAUAUAUAUAUAUAUAUAUAUGUAUAUAUUUUCAAGGCCAAUUUGGAGAACUUUUUUAACGCAAGAAGCGGAGUAGAUGGGGGAUUGGAAUACACAACCGUUGUUUCAAAUUCAGGUAGCUAUGACACGGGAACACCCUGGGGAGGCCCCAUGAGGAUUCAUAGAAGAUGCUCGCAGCCUGGGCUCCUCUGCUGUUUUUAGCGAUGUGGGUGAGAAGCAUCGCUGGCGACCGACACUCCCUGAGAAUCGCUGCGAUCCUGGAUGACCCGAUGGAGUGCAGCCGAGGAGAACGACUGGCCAUCACCCUAGCCAAGGAGGCCAUCAACCGGGCCACUGACCGCUCUGUGACUGCCAAGCUGGAGGUGGACAUCUUCGAACUGCUGAGGGACAGCGAGUACGAGACCGGAGAGACCAUGUGCCAGAUUUUGUCCAAAGGGGUUGUUGCCGUUCUUGGUCCAUCUGCAAGUCCAGCUUCCAAUUCCAUCAUCAGCAAUAUCUGUGGAGAGAAAGAGGUUCCGUAUCUCAAGGUUGCUCCUGAUGACAUUCUGAAGGUCCAGUUCCAGAGGUUCACCACUCUGAACAUGAGACCCACCAACACAGACAUCAGCAUGGCUGUCACUGGGCUCCUCAAAUUCUUCAACAGCACCACUUCCUGCCUCAUCUGCGCCAAAGCUGAGUGCCUACUCAACCUGGAACGAUUGCUCCGUCAGUUCCUGAUCUCGAAAGACACGCUGUCAGUGCGCAUGCUGGACGACAGCCAGGACCCCACGCCGCUGCUCAAGGAGAUCCGCGAUGACAAGACCGCCACCAUCAUCGUGGAUGCCAACGCAACCAUAUCCCACAUCAUCCUGGAGAGGGCUUCGGAGCUGGGGAUGCUCUCCUUCUAUUACACCUACAUCUUCACCUCUCUGGAGUUUCCUCUCCUCCAGUUGGAAGAUCUGGCUGACGAGCGGGUGAACAUUGUGGGGUUCUCUGUCUUCAACUGGACACACCCCUUCUUCCAGGACUUCGUUCUGAGCCUGAAUCGAUCCUGGCAGGAGAACUGUGACCACGCCCCCUUCGCUGGCCCGCCGCUUUCCUCGGCUCUGCUGUACGAUGCAGUCUACGCUGUGGUGACCGCGGCACACCAGCUCAACAAGAGCCAGGAGAUUGGAGUCAAGCAGCUCUCUUGCAAGUCAUCCCAGAUCUGGCAGCACGGGACCAGCCUAAUGAACUACCUGAGGAUGGUAGAAUUGGAAGGUCUAACCGGCCACAUCGAAUUCAACAGCAAAGGCCAAAGGUCAAACUACGCCCUGCAGAUAAUGCAGAACACGAGAGAAGGGCUAAGGCAGAUCGGACAGUGGCAUUCAGAAGAGGGUCUGACCAUGGAGAAGAAGCUGCACACCCUCAACGUCUCGGACACCUUGUUCAACACCACCCUCAUCAUCACCACCAUUCUAGAGAACCCGUACGUGAUGCUGAGGCCCAAGCACCAGGAGCUGGAGGGAAACGAGAGGUACGAGGGCUUCUGCGUAGACAUGCUGAAGGAGCUGGCAGACAUCCUCAAGUUCAACUACAAGAUCCAGCUGGUGGGGGACGGGGUGUACGGUGUGUCAGAGGCCAACGGAAGCUGGACCGGCAUGGUGGGGGAGCUCAUCUCACGGAAAGCAGACCUGGCUGUGGCAGGCCUGACAAUCACCGCUGAGAGGGAGAAGGUGAUCGACUUCUCCAAGCCCUUCAUGACUCUGGGGAUCAGCAUCAUGUACAGAAUGCACUUGAGCCGCAGGCCGGGCUACUUCUCCUUCCUGGACCCUUUCUCUCCGGGGGUCUGGCUCUUCAUGUUGCUGGCCUAUCUGGCUGUGAGCUGCGUUCUCUUCCUAGUAGCCAGACUGACCCCCUACGAGUGGUACAAUCCCCACCCCUGCCUGAAGGGGCGCUGUAACCUGCUCAUUAACCAGUACUCCCUGGGGAACAGCCUGUGGUUUCCAGUGGGGGGGUUCAUGCAGCAGGGCUCCACCAUCGCCCCUCGAGCCAUCUCCACGCGCUGCGUCAGCGGGGUCUGGUGGGCCUUCACCCUGAUCAUCAUCUCCUCGUACACGGCUAACCUGGCCGCCUUCCUGACGGUGCAGCGGAUGGAGGUGCCCAUCGAGUCUGUGGACGACCUGGCCGAUCAGACUGCCAUCGCGUACGGCACCAUGCACGGGGGCUCCACCAUGACCUUCUUCCAGAACUCCAGGUACCAGACGUACCAGCGCAUGUGGAACUUCAUGCACUCAAAGCAGCCCAGCGUGUUUGUGAAGAGCACGGAGGAGGGCAUCGCCCGGGUCCUCAACUCCAACUAUGCCUACCUGCUGGAGAGCACCAUGAACGAGUACUACAGGCAGCGCAACUGCAACCUCACCCAGAUCGGAGGGCUGCUCGACACCAAGGGCUAUGGCAUCGGCAUGCCCCCAGGCUCGGUCUAUCGUGACGAGUUUGACCUCGCUAUUCUCAAACUCCAAGAGGAGAACCGCCUGGAUAUUCUCAAGAGGAAGUGGUGGGAGGGGGGCAGGUGUCCCAAAGAGGAAGACCACCGAGCCAAAGGGCUGGGAAUGGAGAAUAUUGGUGGUAUUUUCGUGGUGCUGGUGUGCGGGCUGCUGGUGGCUAUCUUCAUGGCUGUGCUGGAGUUCUUCUGGAUGAUGAGAAAGACGCCAGGGACGGAGCUGUCGGUGUGCGAGGAGAUGUUUCGGGAACUACGCGGGAUCAUCCUGUGCCGGGACAGUUUGCAGAUAAGGCGGCGACGAGGGGGCGGGGCCAUGAUGUCCAGGCCCCUCCCCCUGGAGGAGAGGCGCGCCAGGGCAGCGGCGGCGGCCAGCCUCAGCAACGGCAAGCUGUGCGGGGGGAGCAUGCCCGAGCCGCUGGCACACAGACUGGCGCAGGAGGCCUCCCUGGUGGCGCAGGGCUGCACUCACAUCCGUGUGUGUCCUGAGUGCCGCCGAUUCCAGGGGCUUCGCGCCCGGCCAGCAGGGGGCAGCUCCUCUCCCAUACACAGCGAGGAGAGCAUAGGGUGGGAGAAAACAACCAACAGCAGCGAGCCGGAAUAGAACCCAAACUCCCUUCCUCCCUGCCUGCCUGCCUGCCUGCCUGUCAGCAUCAGGGAUAGUGGAGUGAGGACUAAAGCUAAAAAAAAGAACAAAGCAAAAAUGCCUUGCAGCAGCAGCUCGAUAGAAGUGGAACUACUAGUAGCACAGACUGAGAGAAUCACAGUUUUAAAAGGCACAAAGCUAGCUAGAUGACCCUGCCAUCAUUACAAAGGACCUCCUUAAGUCCAGUGCUGCUGCUCCUCCAUUUGCUGCGAGAUGAGAAUGAGUUAACUACCCCACCUGCUGGGGGAAUGUGGAGGUGACCGGCUAUGACUAAGCUUGAGAAAAUGCUCGGGAUAAUCUGCCCUGUGUUGUAACCUGACCGACAGGACUGCCUGCUGUCAGAAGGAUCCUAAUUGGGAUGCUCAGAUUCUGAAUCUGCCAAUAAACAGGACAAAGCUUCUUUGGCAGUGCUGAAAUACAUCCUUAUGAUGAGUCCCCUGGAUAUACUGAAUAAUCAUGCAUUUUUCAGCUAAAUAAGACAGCUACUAUGCAUAACUGAAAUAGGGGCUUUUUUUUCCGACAUAUUUUUUUAAGAGAUCUAAGGAUUUUUUCAAAGCUUGAAAAAAAAACAACAACAUUAUAAUAACAAAUGAAUACUUGCAUAAAUUAAAUAAAGUGCCAAAAAUUCUGAAACUCUGCUCGGAGAGGCGUUUGUAUAGAAGGACAGCGGAGACGGCCCUUCGGCGUUUGAGUGGUUUUUUUUGCAAACUUCUGGCCUUGCGAUGAAACCGAGGAACAGGGAAAAUAGGACGAUACAGCAUUUGUUUGUGUUUAAAAAAAAAAAAAAAAUCAAAAAAGUUUCAGAGGAAAUAGUUUUUUGAAAGACAACAAUGAAAUGGGGUCAGGUUUAGCAUUGCUUUGUUGCCUUCAGAGUUUCGAUAGGAUUUCAGGAAUUUCUACAGGUUAGGAGUGGCUAUUUGAUUAGGUGCUGCAUUAUUCUGGACCUUAUUAUUCACAUUGCCUUAGAACGUGUUUCCUAAAACAGUCUUUAAUGUUGUAUUAAUAGCACCCUUCAUUAACUCAUCCGUGCCCUUCUACACUGAUAGCGCAUCCUCAGUACUUUGUGCAGUCCUGUCCUCUGCAGCCCUCAUCUUCCCUAAUCAGUCACCAGUCACUUCCAGCCAUGCAUAUAAGGGUCAGUAGCUGUCUUCUGAUGCAUUGCAUAAAAACGUGUGGCACACUGGGUUGGGUUCAGUUGUCGUUUUACAGUUGGCACAGAUGAUCACAAGACGCAUAUUGAAUCAGGAUGUGCCUGCUUUAUUUCCUUGAUAGCUCUCCUGAAGGGGUCUGGCCUUGUAAACAUUGUGCUGUACUGCUUUCAAUAUAUAGUUUAUGUGUUACUGUGGGGAGUGGGUACAGCCUUCUUUGCAUCAAUGGUCCAAAAGCAGGAGUCUUUUAAAACAUGCCUCUUGUUUGAUGGAGACAGGGUUACAAUGUAGUCUUGUAUAGUUUGCCACACACAGUUUUUGCUUGCCCUGACUCUGUACAAAGGGGGUAACCCCUGAAAUGAUUUAAAUAUUUCCCGGUGCCAUUAUUGUACACAGAACUCUCAGCUCUGUCAGCUCUUUCCUGAGCUCUAUAUCUUUAAAGUGCCAGUCUUGGGUUUUGUCCUGCAUUAGGGAUAAUUCAAAGAUGUGCUGUUUUGAGUAAGUAGCAUGCUUUGGAACUAUUGCAUUGAUUGAUUGAUAGAUUUCUGUUAAGCGGAUACAAGAACUAUCUGGAUUUAGACUUCUGUUUUUCAAGGCAGGCCUGUCCCUAAAAAUAUAGAAACAAGUGUGACACGUGUACCACAAAAAACAGCAAGAUCAGUGACGAUGACAUCAUAAUGACUCAUUCUGUCACGAUAUAUAUCCUGGUCACGUCCACCCCCCAAAGCCCAGUCCAGGUUUUAAUGCAGAGAGCAGGAAGCUGGCUGAGUGCUCAGAGUCCUGUUGUGUAAUUGUAUGAGUGUGAUUUGUAUUAUUUUAUUAUAACAUUGUGGAGAUAGUCUGAUAUCCAUUUCCAAAAAUAAAACCACAUGAGAUUCCGACGCAGGUAAGGAAAUACGUUGUACAAGUACACUUUUUUGACAAGCAGAACACUGGGAAGAACCUAAACGAAUGCCCACUGUCUUCCUCACAGCCAGCAAAUCUAGCUUCUUAAUCUCAUCAGAAAAGGAUCUCACCCGUUCACAUGGGUAAUUAAUAGCACUACUAUAACAUUACCUCAUCUCAACAGCAGGGGUCAGCAUUACCCCCUUCACCUGCCAUGGCAAAACCUUGCCCAAUUUCUUUCUUAAAGGGGACCAAAUGGUCCGUGGUUCUGGGUAUAUGCUGUACAUCUCAGAAUGUUAAUUGAACACCCAGCAAAAAUCGAUUGCUUUUCCUUUUAAACCAAGCGAUGUGAACUUCACACUGGAACACAGGUUUUGUAAGUCUAUCUGUGCGUGAGCACAGGGCGUUGCUUGCCUGACAAGUCAACAACACUUGCUAAGCUUUAAGAGAGUGCCAGUGUUGAAUAACUGUGUCGGAUUCAGCGAUACAGAGUGACAUCAUUUUGAAAUUCUAAUUGCCGUCAUUCAAACAGAAUUUAUGUACAAAUCUGCUGUUCCAGAUUAAACUGCUUGAUUUAAGGGAGGCUUAUUUUAGGUUUGCCAUACAUUAUACUUGUUAAGUAAACCAAAUACUCCAUAAAGGUGCAUGGAGUGCUGUGAGGAUAGUUGUAAACAUCAUUUCAUGGGGCUUGCUGGUUAUACAGCCAGCCUCAUUCAUUAAACAGUGGUAGGUAGACAGUAACAGGACUUCUGCUUCUGCGGGUUACUGAAAUAAUCCACCUACUGUGGCGAACAUUAAUGGUGCAUAAGAUGUAUUUCUUUGUGAAGGAGGCUGCAACCAAACAACUGUGUGAAUACUGUAGGACUGUGGGCUGGGAGGCUCAGGGUCUGUUAUAGUCAGGUCAGCUUGGUUAAUUGAAGUGCAGUCUACACUGAUCUGCCACUGUAGUAGAACCCAGCUGAGCCAGAGUGGUCCACAACAUAGUCAGGCCAAACAAGGUGCUCUGUGGGGAGGGGAUAGUGCCAAUUAUCACUGGUCCACUUGACGCUGGUUGCGCUGAAUUGGGUUUACCUGCAGUGUGAUAAGAAAGCAGCAGAGUCCAUAAUCUGAUGGUGAUGUGGGUGUCCAAGUGGGCAUACUCGUAGCAUGUGCCUGCACAUGGUUUAGCCCUGGGAACACAGCGCCACUUUGUGCUUUGGAACUUGGUUUCAGGACACUGAGUUGCAGGUCACUGCACGGCAGGCACACCAGGGAAGACUUGAGGAGACUUGUGGCACCAUUUCAGCCAAGCUUGAUGCAGCAAAGUUGCCUCAAACUAGAUCUCCCAGUCUCCUGGAGCCAGGUUUCAAGCCACUGUUCCUGAAGAAGUGGCUUCGUGUUCCCAGGGCUUUAGGUUCUGCUGGAGGGGAGACCCCUAGGUUUCCAUUGGGGGCUAUGAGCUGGUAUUAUAAUGGGGUUUCUAUGGCAAUUGUUCAGAAUUUUGUGUCCAGGAGGGUGGCUGGUCAUCUCUUGCUCCCCCUACGCACUUAAUGUACGCAAGAGGCAUGAUUGUCAAAAGGGGCAAAAAAAGAACUGGGUUGCCAAGUGUUAAAUUUGAUCAAAUGAAACCCCGCCAGAGGAUGAGUCUCAGAGCCUAUACCGCACUGAGAAAUCCCCUGGAUUGCAUUCACCACCGGGGUUACCCCUGAAAACCAGCGAUUGAUGCACCCCCAAGAUGAUUCCCCAGUGUUUUAUAAAACCCAACAUAGACCACUGACCGUGGAGUGCUGAUAGGCACCCCUUUUACAAUCCCUGCAAAGCAAUUUAAUGACCAAUCUCAAGGUUUAAAAACUGUUUUGCUACCCAGCUCUGACCCCAUGUGAUAAUACAGCUCUUUUAUUUUUCACAUGCAGUCUCAGAAAGAGGGAGGGAGGGGUUGCUAUUUGGUUUCCCGAUGAUUCUAUGCAAUUUCGUGUUGUAAAAUUAACAAAUAAAUCAAAUAGAAAAACUAAACUGAACAAAUAAAAAAAAAACGAUUUAUGGAGCGUGGCACGCGAGUGUAGAUUUGCAGAUGAAAUUCUCUGGCUGUGAUUCCUGUGCUUUGUUUUCAGACCAUUUCUGUUGAAUGUAAUAAACAAAACCCCUUUCCAUUGUUUGUCUUUCAAAGGAAUAAAAUAGAAGAUGAUUUGCUUCGUUUGUUUUAUUACUCGCUGUUUGUCUUCCUGGUGUCAUUCAUUUCUUGGUUUGUGUGCAGAGGAACUGGACUAUAUAAACAUGCAAUGGGGACUGGAAACUGAUGUAACAGGGUGACGGCUGGACAGAAACCAGGGGACCCCGCGGACCGCAAGUGCAAAAGAGUUGGGCAAGUCUGCAUUUGGGUUAUAGAGCUUUUAACCUGAUCUUAUCUCACCGACAGGGGGCAGAAUCCGCAAUGGCAGUGCAUCACACAACACCGCCCAUUACACUGGGUAUGAUACUAACAAAUCGAGAAUAAAAUACAGACCUUAUGGACCG